Camelina sativa (false flax) is the source of this 826-nucleotide messenger RNA. RefSeq names its product auxin-responsive protein IAA5-like. Gene Ontology annotation, cellular component: nucleus. Gene Ontology annotation, biological process: regulation of DNA-templated transcription. NCBI's taxonomy places the organism in Eukaryota, Viridiplantae, Streptophyta, Magnoliopsida, Brassicales, Brassicaceae. The record is from RefSeq and is a predicted model, not a curated record.
CAAGAUAAAUCAAUGUUAAACGAGCUUGUCUCAGACGGCAUCGUUUUGUGUUCCCAUGAUAACAUAUAAAGUGGUAACAUAAUAAAGUUCAAACACAUUAUCACACUAAUAUAGUAAUAUACUUCAACCCAAAGUAUCAAAAAAUGGCGAAUGAGAGUAGUAUUCUUGGACUCGCAAUCACCGAACUACGACUAGGUCUUCCCGGAGAUGAUACCAUCGUAUCCGGGAAGAAGAGGGUUUCUCCGGAAGUUGAGAGAGACUUGAAAUGUGAACCGGCUACAAAGAGUCAAGUUGUGGGUUGGCCACCGAUUUGCUCGUACCGGAGAAAGAACAGUCUCGAACAGACCAAAAGUACGUACGUGAAAGUGAGUGUAGACGGAGCUGCAUUUUUAAGGAAGAUUGAUUUGGAAAUGUACGAAUGUUACCAAGAUCUCGCUUCCGCUCUGCAGAGUCUAUUCGGAUGCUCUCUCAAUUUUGUGUUUAUGUAUGGAAAUGAAGAUGAUACUUUAAAGGAAAGUGAAUGCGUACCAAUAUAUGAGGAUAGAGAUGGAGACUGGAUGCUUGCGGGAGACGUUCCUUGGGAAAUGUUCCUUGGAUCAUGCAAGAGGUUAAGGAUUAUGAAGAGAUCAUGUAACAGAGGAUGAAUGGUUUUUUUAUAUAGUCACAUGUGAAUGUGAGUGAGCCUUAGAGAAAUCUCUAGACAAGACAAAAUAUGUUUCAUCAUCACAUAGUACUCUACUCAAUAUGUCUCUUCGGAAGUCUAAUAAAGUUUCCGAAAUUUUUGAAUUGACAUUCUAUAGAAGUUGUUUUCUUUUACAUAAAUUUA